Pleurotus ostreatus (oyster mushroom) is the source of this 561-nucleotide messenger RNA. RefSeq lists its product as uncharacterized. The record is from RefSeq and is a predicted model, not a curated record. NCBI's taxonomy places the organism in Eukaryota, Fungi, Basidiomycota, Agaricomycetes, Agaricales, Pleurotaceae. The coding region runs from base 1 to 561 and encodes 186 amino acids. The transcript has a single exon.
AUGUACUUACUCCCUCUGCAGCUUGGCCCGACUAUAAAAUCCUAUCGUCCAACGCAAGCAUUCAUCAGGCUCCUCCAAAUUCAGCCCAGCGUCCAGCUCACCUCACCUCUUCACCCUCCCUUCCAUCCUCAUCCCUCUUAUACUGCUAUGAAGUUCGCUGCCCUCAUCACGUCACUCAUCGCCCUCCCACUCACCCUCGGCGCGACCGUUCGUUGGGACGACACAUACGGCAACCCAAGUGGCUCCAUGUCCUCCGUCUCCUGCUCCGACGGCGCGAAUGGCCUCGCCUCCCGCUUCCCCACCUUCGGCAAAGUCCCCUCCUUCCCGCACGUCGGCGCCGUCCCUGGCGCCAGCUGGAACUCCCCCCUAUGCGGCUCGUGCUGGGAGCUCAAAUACAAGGGGAAGGCGGUUUAUAUCACUGCAGUUGAUCAAGCAAGGAACGCGGAUAGUUAUGUUAUUUCGAAAAAGGCGAUGAAUGACUUGACUGGGGGACAGGCUGUACCAUUGGGCACGGCGCAGGUCUCAGCGAAGAAGGUCAACAACUCGAAGUGCCAUCUCUAA